Messenger RNA from Eptesicus fuscus (big brown bat), 330 nucleotides. RefSeq names its product reprimo, TP53 dependent G2 arrest mediator homolog (gene RPRM). Lineage: Eukaryota; Metazoa; Chordata; Mammalia; Chiroptera; Vespertilionidae. The transcript has a single exon. Gene Ontology annotation, biological process: regulation of mitotic cell cycle. The record is from RefSeq and is a predicted model, not a curated record. Bases 1 to 330 code for a protein of 109 amino acids. Gene Ontology annotation, cellular component: cytoplasm.
AUGAAUCCCGCGCUGGGCAACCAGACGGAUGUGGCCGGCCUGUUCUUGGCCAACAGCAGCGAGGCGCUGGAGCGCGCGAUGCGCUGCUGCACCCAGGCGUCCGUGGUGACCGACGACGGCUUCGCCGAGGGCGGCCCCGACGAGCGCAGCCUGUACAUCAUGCGCGUGGUGCAGAUCGCCGUCAUGUGCGUGCUCUCGCUCACCGUGGUCUUCGGCAUCUUCUUCCUCGGCUGCAACCUCCUCAUCAAGUCCGAGGGCAUGAUCAACUUCCUGGUGAAAGACCGGAGACCGUCUAAGGAGGUGGAGGCGGUGGUCGUGGGGCCCUACUGA